AUGGAUAUCCAAGUGCGGCGUUUGCCAGGCAUUCGCAAGAAAGACACUCGGCCAGCUACUUUUUACACGCCGGUCACCACCGCCAUCCCAUUUGCCAAGUGGGGGAUUGAUUUGUUGGGGUCAUUACCAGUCGCCCCCGGAGGCUUGAAGUUCUGUGUCGUAGCUAUCGACUACUUCACCAAGUGGGUCGAGGCGGAACCACUGGCUACCAUAACUGAGUACCAAUGCCGACGCUUUUUGUGGAAAAGGGUGAUUUGCCGCUUCGGCCUGCCCGAGCACAUUGUCAGCGACAACGGGCGACAGUUCGAUUGUCAGGCAUUCGCCGACUUCUGCCGCCGGCACGAUAUCCGCCACACUAAGGUGUCGGUGGCAUACCCACAGGCCAACGGACAAGUCGAGAACGUGAAUCGAACGCUAGUGGAUGGGAUUCCGAAGAAAUUGGAAGAUAUUCGAGGGAAUUGGGCUGAUGAGCUUGACCGAGUCCUAUGGGCUUAUCGCACUACCCAACGACGAGCAACUGGAGAGAGUCCAUUCUCACUCGCGUACGGAUUUGAGGCCAAGGUUCCAAUUGAGGUGGUCGAGCCCACUCACCGCGUCCGUACCUAUUCAGACACGGAGAACGAAGAGAGUCUUCGAAUUGAGAAAAACUUCUUAAAAGAAAAGAGGGAAGUCGCGAGUGCGCGAAUGGCUGAAUACCAACAAGCGGUAAAAAGAUAUCGCGAUCGGAGGAUUCGUCUGCGAACCUUCCAGGUCGGCGACCUUGUACUACGGGAUCGACAGGCCAGUCAACCCGCAGAGGGGGGCAAGCUUGCGAUUAAGUGGGAGGGACCAUACCGCAAUGGCGCGGUUGUCCAGGCUGGAACCUACAAAUUGGAAACCAUGGAGGGCAAGCCCGUGGACCGGAUUUGGAACGUCAUUCACCUAAAGAAGUUCUAUCAAUAG
Messenger RNA from Ipomoea nil (Japanese morning glory), 942 nucleotides. RefSeq lists its product as uncharacterized. Bases 1 to 942 code for a protein of 313 amino acids. NCBI's taxonomy places the organism in Eukaryota, Viridiplantae, Streptophyta, Magnoliopsida, Solanales, Convolvulaceae. Gene Ontology annotation, molecular function: nucleic acid binding. Gene Ontology annotation, biological process: DNA integration. The record is from RefSeq and is a predicted model, not a curated record. The transcript has a single exon.